AGACUUAACUAUCGUAGCUGGAUACAAAAAGCAGUCAAGUUUGGUAAGCAAAGCUAUCGUUUAACGUGUUUCUUUUGUUUAAUUUUAGUUUGCAAUUCCUGGAGGCUUAAGUAUCGUAGCUGGAUACAAAAAGCAGUCAAGUUUGGUAAGCAAAGCUUUGGUGGAGGGGGGUAUUAUUAUUGAGUCGAUUGGUAUUUCCAUUGCACAAAUGGCCGAAACGCUUUUAUAUUAUAAGAAAAAUGACGGUUACGGUUUUCACGAAACCAUAACUCAUUUUUCUUAUAAUAUAAAAGCGUUUCGGCCAUUUUUCUUCAACAGAUAAACAGGGGAUUUUGUUUCGAAUUUCGUUUAAAAAAAAAUCACGAAAGCUUAUAAAGGUAACUAACAUAUGAUCAGGCGUUCUUGAAGGUUAUAUAUACUAAAACUACCCCCGUCUGAUUAUGGUGUACUAACUAGUUGUUAUUAAAAAUGAUCAUGCCUUACGGUUUACAAAUAUUAAUACGACAAAAUGUUAUUACUAAAAUGUAUAUAAUCACUUGGAUUACAAACUCUAACAUUCUAAUAUUACUACUUACUCUGGCUUUCUUUCAAAACGCUUAGAAGGUUGAUAAAAUUAGACGAACUUUAAAGAGGCUGUCAAGUCCGUUCUGCUCACGCGCGUGUUUUGUUUAGGCUACAUUUUUGUUUCAAACAAUAGAUAAUUUAAUUAAAAUUCCGAUCUGUGGGCCUCCAAGCAAGUUAGCUCAUUACGCAUUCAGAAUAUAUCACGAAGGAGAAAUUGAACUACUAAAGCAAAAAUUUAGCCCCAAAACAACAAAUUUUAAAUCGAAAACGCUAAGAAGCACUUCUUACAGAGGUACGGACAAAAUUUGAUAGAAAUUUGUACACAUUUUGUCCAUACCUUUGUAUAAAGAUGUGUUUCUCAACAUUUUCAAUCUUAAAUUUGUCAUUUUGGAGCUAAAUGUGUACACAGCCUCUUUACACAGCCAUACACAGCCUCUUUAAAAGUGAAACAGUAACCACGUGUAACUUGAUCCUUGUGCGUCUAUCCAGCUGAAGGAACGGCGCUUUUCAAUGUAAUGGAACAAUGACUAUUAGUCCCUUGUUAGAAACGUUUUAUGAUGAUGAUAAUAAUAAUAAUGAUAAUGAUAAUGAUAAUGAUAAUGAUAAUAAUAAUAAUAAUGAUAAUGAUAAUGAUAAUGAUAAUGAUAAUAAUAAUAAUAAUAAUAAUGAUUUAUUAGCGAUUCCAAAUUGAAUUGGCUCUUCUCAACCCUCGAAAUUCGCCUCGACACUCGGCAAUUGCCGACGCAAAUGCCGAGGCAAGUGACGAUUUUUCAUAGUUUGCCUCGGCAAAAAAAUGCCGAGGCUGAAUUCCACCCGUUGUAUCUUAAAUUACAAACUACAGUAUCUGUUCGUUUUGGGUUUCUUGCUUAAAUUUACAAACUACAGUGUUCGUUUUUUGUAUCACUUCUUUUGUUCGAAUUGUUGUCAUCGACGUCGGGUGAACAACAGAAGAUUUCAUUCAUAGCUACUUUACACUAAAAUAUUUAAAUUUGAGCUUUUCAGCUUCGGCUUCGGUUGAAAUAAAGAACGAUCUUGAUGAAAAAAUGCUAGUCAGAAUCGUAUAUUUUCACCGUUGUAAUAUGCGAUUCUGACUAACAUUUUUUAUCAGACUCGUACUUGCUUAUUUUUUCUCCACUUGGCGUGAAAAACAUGUCAUUCAACAGCUAAAAGCCUGAUCUUUUCGAAUAUGAAAAAAAAUGUUCAUACGCCGAAUAAUUCAGGUACAAUAGCGCGCUGAAGUUCGAUUACCUUUUUUUAUACACCCUGUAAAUAAACAUGACAUUAACGGUUUCUUAUUGGAUAGAUUUAAUUGGAUAUAGUAAUGUUUAUGCAAAGGCGGAGCCAAUUUGACAAGAGCGAAAAGUGGGCGUAUUUCGUUUCCUGAUGUGUUGUUGGCAGUCCCUCAUUUCUUCGAGGGACUGCUCGCGGUCUAUGUACGGCUAAAACCGCAUAGGCACCAGACCCCUCCCGGUGGUCAAAACUUCAUCAGCAUAAAGAACUUAACUUAUUAAGCACACAACUUCAACUUGUCUUUUAAAUUAAAGAAUCACAUAGAGAUUAUUAGAAAAGAAUUACAUAAGAGAUUUAUAAAGAAUUAUAUAGGUAAUCAUUGAAAAUUCUCCACGCUCAUUGGUUGCCGUUGAGGUGAUUAUAACGCGUUAAUGGCCUAAGCGAUUUUCAAAAUGGCGGCCGAAGCCGUUUUGUCAAUUAAAGCCCCGUUUACACUACGCUCAAUUUUUGGUACCGUACCACUUUUUGGUUCUUGGACUACCUAAAUAGGUAGUCCUAGAACCAAAAAAGUGGUACGGGUACCAAUUUUAUCCGUGCCGUACCAAAAAUUGAGCGUAGUGUAAACGGGGCUUAAAUGACGAAGAAAUGUGUAUUUUUUAUUUUUUUCCACAUAAUCACCUAUGAAAUUAUACUAAAACAAUUAUUCACGUCAGGCUCGGUGAUUAUCGUGAAUAAAAACCUCGACACAGUAUAGGGAGGGACGGUAGUGUCACUUAGAGGUACAACGUGUCCUCGUAUUUUUAUGCAAAAAUAUGCAGUUUAUACUGCAUGGCUAGGACGAGCCAGUUCAGCGUGUUUAUUGGCCAGAACAUGCAGUUUACUGGCUGAGCAACAUGCAUAAUGCGAUGUGUGCGAGGACAGAAACUUCAAAGAAUCCGACGUAAGUGGCCCUACUGUCCUUCCCUAUACUGUGACCUCGACUUAGUCUCGGUUUUUAUUCACCGAUAAUCACCUCACCCUCGGCGAAUAAUUGUUAAUUAAUCUAAAAUGAGCUUACGAAAACAUGUCGUCAAACAGGUUAAAACCAAUGCAUUUCUUUCUAGAAAUAAUGCAAGUCAUUAAAAAUUUUGCAUAGCAUGUUCAGUUGCCAUGGCUAUAGCUUCGCUACUGGCAGAUGCUAAUCAGAGCAUUGAGUAUUUUUAUAAAGGACAACGAUGUAACAAUGGGGUCAUAAAUAUUUAUAGUUGUGUUAAGAAUAGUUCAGGAAAAAGUGAUCAGUUAAUUAAUGUAUUUUGUGAAUAGCAAAAUUUAAUAAAAACUAUAGCAUAGCCAUAGUGCUGUGCGCCGGAGUUGCCGGAGCCGGAGUUCUGCCGGAGCUCCGGCGGUUUUUCCGACGACAAGAAAACAAUAUGAAAUGAGACAAAUGUCAAACGAUUAUUAGUUACUGCAAACUGCCAAUUGCUGUUAAUGAAUUCAUCAUAGACUCAAACUGCCACAGCCCACAGGAACAGCGUCGAAAAGCUGUAAUACGAUCGCAACUUACAAACGUCAUGCUUUCAUGAAGCCAUCUGACUUAGCGCUACAUAGUCUGUGUAUUCAUGCCUUGUAGAUAACGAAAAAGUACAAAACAAAUAAAUAUCUACCUUUUGAAAAUGGCAGAGUACUUUGUUUGCGUGCGAACAAUUGCGCUGUGGAGUCUGAGAGUGUUAGCGUCAUGCCUCGCGUCAUGCCUCGUGUCAAAGAUUUUUCGAGGCUGGUUUCCAUAUAGAUAUUUUCUGCGUGGUUAAGUCUUAAGUAUUUUCACUGUUUUGUUUCCUGAAUUAUGUUAUCUGAUAAUUAGGAAGCGCGAAAAGGGUUAUUCAUAAUAAUAUUAAUAAAUGUUCUCUGAUCGUAAAAUAUUUAUUUAAUAUUUUAUGAUGUGGCCGGAGCCGGAGCUCAGAGCUGUAAUUCGGCCGGAGCCGGAGAUGAAAAACCGGAGUUUGCACAGCACUACAUAGCCAUAAUUUUUGUAAACCAGCAUAUUUCGAGCAUAAUGUGCCAGUUUAACUGGUACAAUCGAGAAAAGCGUAUUCAGGGCAUCCUGGUAUGGUUCAUUCCGUAUAAAAUGCAUUUCAAACACUCAUAAGCUUAUUGGCAAAUCAUGUCAACGAUAAUAUGUCACGUGAAGAGGCUUUAGGGACCGGUCAUUAGUAGGGAGCUUAAGCAUGUAGGACGGCAACACCACGACGACGACCAAAACAAAUUCCUUCAAAUAAAUGAUAGUAAAGAAAACUUGUCGUAUAUUAUAACUCGUAUGAAUUUAAUACAGUAUAAGAAGUUGAAAACAUUGGCUUUAUGUUUGGGAAGAGUUCUACUGAACCGAAUUUUAAGUUGCACUUGUUACGGCUUGAAAUGCAGGCGUUGUAUAAAAGACGUGAAAAUCUGUGAUUUGCCGUUGUAAACAGAGCGACGACUACGUCUGGAACUCCCCUGGGACUUUAAUUAUUUAUUUCUUUUCAUUGACUCAUUGUAUUGGUUGCGGUUGUCUUCGUGUUGCCGUCCUACAUGCUUAGGUUCCAUAAUGAAGAGGGGGGGGCCGCUUCAACAAUUUUUGCCUGAAUUGAGGGCGGCCUCAUACUGAAAAAUAUGUUACAAGGGGCGACCCCAAAUUUUUAAUGUUGAAAACAUAUUAUAAAACAAAAAAGCUACUAUAAUUAUGUUAUAUUUUAUAUAAUAGAAUAAUAUGAAACAGUUCGACUUAAAUACAUCUUAAAUAGUAUUAGUCUGUUUUAUAGAGAAACUUUAAAACUUAUUAUUAACUAAAAAUUAAUUUUAAUUUUAAAUAUAAAACAAUGCAAAAAAGUUCACCAUUCAAAGGACACCUUUUGGUAUAAUUUUACAACUGAUUUAAUAAACUGAACAGAACCCUUCUAACGAAUUAAAAGUUGGAGGGGAGUUCUUAAAUAAUUUCGACAGGUGCGGCUUUAAAAAAUGUUCAAUAUUUGGUAUUUAUCACACCCCCCCCCCCCCUUAAUAACCGGUCCCUUAUACUUGAUAAAACUCAUCUUCUUUAGUAUUCUUCAUAUAAAAGUCCAUCCUAGUUAUAUUCUUUAUAUAAAGAAUACUAAUGAGACGGCAUCUAUUGUAGUCGUGUUUGAAGUUAUUCAAAACACUUGUAUAGUCGUGUUUUAUCAUAUUUAAAAUGCUCGUGCUGCGCACUCGAUAAAACACUCGUACGCUUGUUUUAAAUAGUACGUAAUGGGAACAUUUAGCAUUAUUUUAUCCAGACAAACAGCCUGAAGUUGAACAUCGCUUUCUAUAUUUUAUUUUAGUUGGCUGUUGCACUUGGUACACAUAUCAUAGGAACUAUUCUCGCGAUUGUUGGAAUGUCUAUUGGAGCCGCGUUCUGGGCUAUACUGGCUUCAACUUGUGCUGAUGCUUCUUAUUCAACAAUCUUCAAUCGCGACUAUUGUACUUGUCUUUACGGCAACGAUCCACAAACAUGUAAGUUUUUUUAUUUUGCACUUGAAGUCACGUGGAAUACUGCAAUUAGUGCAAGCGAUGUUAAAAUUCAAUUCUCUCGCUCCCUUGUAUAGAUGCGGCUAGUUGCUCCGAUCUGAAAACUGUUCGCGAAGCUACUGGUGCUGUCACGAUAAUCUUCGCCCUUUAUGCUAUCGUCACUUUCGUGGGAUCAAUUUAUGGCUGCAUUGGAACUUGCUGUGCACCACGGGUAAAUUAAACAUGCUUGGUAUAGAUAUUUAUUUUUAUAAUUGUAAAUGCCGGCUAAGUAAAUACAUACAGUAACUUUCAAAACGCCGCAAAUCGCACCCAGGGGCCGGUUGUUCAAAACUGAGUUAACGCUAACCGUUGGUUAAAAUUUAACCUGCUGUUUUAGUUUGUGUAUUUCUGCACGUCUGUUUAUUUCAAAAUUUCAGAGAAGUAAACCAGGCAUUAAAAUAACCGUGUUUUUUACACACUUUGUGUAAAAAGAAAAAAAGAAAAAUGUGUGAAAAUGAAAACUUUGUUAUAAAAGGAAAAUGUGUGAAAAGUGUGUACUUGGGACAGUGUAUUUUGUCUUGGGAAUAAAGCCCAGAAAAUCCAUUCCCAGUCAUUUCCCACAGCAAUACUAUUUAAAGUAGCUAAUCAUGUGUUUAUUGCCUGAUGAUAGCCAGAUAUAUCUUUCUGGUUUAUAUUUUCUGGUUUUUCUGUUCAUAACAUGUCAAGAAACGCCUGUAAAAUUACCAACAAUUUCAAUUAUUUUCCUAUAGGCGCAGUUUCAUGAUAAUGGCAAUAUCCGCAGAAAUCAUGCUACAAAAAUCAGGACUCGCCUUUAAGAAUUUUCAUCAGACAAUAGACCUUUCCCCUUAUGAGUGAAAUUUUGAUCUAGAUAUGCCUGGACAAAAAUUUCAUCACAGCUUGAAAGAGCAUCACAAAAUUUAGUAAUAUUCCGAAGUUUCGUUGCGAAAUGUUGUAAAAUGCGGAUAAUAUAGCCUUGCGAAGUUUGCCGUUUUUCAGUCAUUUUGCAUUACAAACGGGAAAUUGAUAAUGAGAUGAUCAAACUGAUUGUCAAUUUCCCAUUUGUAAUACAAAAUGACUGAAAAACGGCAAACUUCGCAAGGCUAUAUUAUCCGCAUUUUAUACAACAUUUCGCAACGAAACUUCGGAAUAUUACUAAUUUUGUGAUGCUCUUUCAAGCUGUGAUGAAAUUUUUGUCCAGACUUGUCUAGAUCAAAAUUUCACUCAAAAGGGGAAAGGUCUAUUGAAAAUUCAGUGAUUCUUGUUAGAUAGCCUCAACCAUUGGACUAAACGUCCCAAAAGUGCCAAAACGCGGCGCUUCUGCAUGUGACCCCCAAAUUAUAAAUAUUUACUGAUACCGCACUGAAAGAUAUAUGCAUUAGCUCAAGAUAUAACUAGUUCUUGUUCAAGUUACGGUAAAAAUUAAAAGUUAUUGGCCCUCAUUUUACCUAUUUGAAACAAAUUUUUGCCUUUAAAAGGCAUUGAACUUUAACGAAUAUUCAAUAAAGCGUUUUCUUUGUUGACGAGUAUUUGUUCUCAAGCUAGUCUGCCACACUUCCAAGUGAUCAUUGCCCUUGGCGUGGACGUAAAGUGUGUCCUUGUAAAAAAUUCUUAUUUUAAUGCCAAGAUUUAAUGCCUUAUUUUAAUGCCAAGAUUCAGACAAGAUUUCUGAAGAAAUAUUUCCAAAUUUAUAAACAAGCUGUCAGCAAGUUUAUUUUGAAUUUUAGGUUAACCUAUAGGAUUAAGCUAACCCAGCUUAGAGUAUAAGGCCCCUGCAUGAAUGUCCAAAAAACACGAAAUUUUCGGUUAGACUAAUCUGAACAUGAAGAUGUCAAUUCUGGAGUUCAAUUUGUGCCAGAAAUGAAGAAGAAAAAUCGAUAAUGCAAACUAGCUGAGAUUGGAGGAUAUUUACUUCUUAACUGUGCACAAUUUUCCGCUGCACGGAUUCAGAAUAACUUCAGCUUCUCAACUCAGUGUCAACUUUGACACUCAAAUCUUAAGUUUUAAUUUACAAAUAUUUUCUUUUAUAAUGAAACUAGACAGUAAUAAGUCCUUUGUAAGUUUGCAUGGCGAUAAAACAUAUAAUAGUUUUGUUUGUGGAAACACCACGUAAAUUAAUUUAUUACUGCAAAGCUUUCGAUCCGUCAGCCCGAAUCUUCAUCAGUGCUAUAAUAAUAUGUGACUUGUUCAAUUCACACGCCCUUUUUUAUUUACGUGGUGUUUCCACAAACAAGACUAUUAAACUAUACAGUAUCUUUAAAUAUUAUCAUGAUACCCCUUGGGUUAAUGUUUUCUCGCACAAAAUUUUCUUUGAUUUUCUCUUCGGUGCCACAGACCGCGGACUCAGAAAAGAUUCCAAUAAUAAAGAUAUUACGUACAUGCUUGUGACUGCAAGUCUGCUAUAAUAACGUUAACUGCAGAUCGAUAUGGCUAAAUAAUGGUAAAUUAUAUCUCCGUCCUCCUAAUACGAAACUUUGUGGGACUAAUGGACAUCGCCCAAAGACAAAUUGACUAAAUUUUGGUUAAAUUUGGAUGAAAAUUUCAUGAGAAAUUAGGAAAAGUUUGUCUUCCUUUGCCGGGUAGAGUAAAGUGAAUCAGCAUAAUUUAUAUUUCAUUGUAUAAUUUAUGCAUGAUAUUUAUAACUUAAUUCGCUGGCUUGGUCCCAGUCUCCAAGUCCCCUAUAGUUCUGUAAUUUAUUUAGUCUCAACUUCUGUUCAAAAUCACUGGGAAGAAAUAAGCCCUAGGAGGCCAAACUCUUCUGGCCGGUUAACUUCUGAAAUAAUCCUAUUGGGGGUUACGUUAUUAUUCCUGGUUAAAUUCCCUGGACAUUUUAAUAUACUUUUUUAGUGUAGUUAGUUUAUCAGGAAUUCCUCAAUUAACCUGGGCCCCUGGUUAUUUAUCACCAGCUAACAUAUUCCGGUUACUUUAACAUACAGGACGUCCUGGUCAAAUAUAACCACAUUCCUAGUUUCCUUAACCAGGAAAUGAGAUAAAAUAACCAGGAAUAUUAAGUUAAAGAGGCUGUCAAGUCCGUUCUGCUCAUGCGCGUGUUUUGUUUACAUUUUUUGUUUCAAGCAAUAGAUAAUUUAAUUAAAAUUCCGAUCUGUGGGCCCACAAGCUGGCUCAUUGCGCAUUCAGAAUAUAUCAAGCAAGGAAAAAUUGAACUACUAAAGCAAACAUUUAGCCCCAAAACAACAAAUUUUAAAUUGAAAGCGCUAAGAAGCACUUCUUACAUACAGGUAUGGACAAAAUGUGUACAAAUUUCAGUCACAUUUUGACAAUACCUGUGUGUAAGAAGUGCUUCUUAGCGUUUUCCAUUUAAAAUUUGUUGUUUUGGGGCUAAAUGUUUGCUUUAGAAGUUCAAUUUUUCCUUGCGUGAUAUAUUCUGAAUGCGUAAUAAGCCCGUAAUGAGAAUUGUGGGUCCACAGAUUAAAUGAUCUAUUGUUAUGUUUGAAACAAAAAUGUAAACAAAACACGCGCAUGAGCAGAACGGACGUGACAGCCUCUUUAACCCAACUAGUGUUAUUUAUAGGUCACAAAAAUAACAUAUCUUAAUUGCUCUUAAUAGGAACCAACUGUUAUCAUCACAACAGCUCAACAACCAAACACAAUAGUGAUGACCACAGCACAAGCACACUCGGUCUACAACCAACAACCACCACCACCGUAUGGUCAACCUGCUGGUCAAGGUCAAAUGGUCAUCGAUAGCAAACCUUGAUUACAUCGUUAAGAACAGUUCUGGAUGUGUCACAGUUUAUAAACAGAAUUUGACAUUUUGCUAUAUAUAUAUAUAUCAUCAUAUAAUAACCAUAGCUAGCUUUUAGGUUAAAUAAUGCAUUUCAAAAGCUAAACGCCUUAACAUACACUUAUGUAUCUACAGUAUAAGUUUAAUUAGUAACUUAAUAAUAUGCAUGGAAACAGGGGCGGAUCUAGGGGUCGUCAAAUCAGUCGCGCGACUGAAGUAAAAAUUGCCUACUUAAAAAAAUUUGACUCCAGCUAUCUAUAGUGGCCAGUAGAUUGAAUUACUAAA
Molecule: messenger RNA, 9319 nt
Organism: Paramuricea clavata
Lineage: Eukaryota; Metazoa; Cnidaria; Anthozoa; Malacalcyonacea; Plexauridae
Source: the annotation of a GenBank genome assembly